GGCGCCUCGUUGCUGCAGGAGAAGAAGAAGUUCCUCCCGGGCUCGGGGCAGCAGCAGCAGCAGCAGAACACGACGGACACGACGGUUCCGAACAAACACCGACACUCUGCGAUUCGACCGCCUCCGAUUCCCCACAGGUGAAAUCUGAUCGAGUUAGAAACUCUGUGAAUCUGCGUGGACUCGUUCUCCUCCACGUCGUCGUCACGUUCUCGCCUGACUCGAGGAAGGCCGCCAGGCCUCGCGCGGGCUAAUCGCCAUGAGUUACGGUCGGCCUCCGCCGGAUGUCGACGGCAUGACUUCGUUGAAAGUGGACAACCUCACGUACCGAACGUCCCCGGAGACGCUGCGGCGGGUGUUCGAGAAGUACGGCCGCGUCGGCGACGUCUACAUCCCCCGCGACCGCUACUCCAAAGAGAGCCGCGGCUUCGCCUUUGUGCGCUUCCACGACAAGCGGGACGCCGAGGACGCGAUGGACGCGAUGGACGGCGCGCUCCUGGACGGACGCGAGCUCCGGGUGCAGAUGGCCCGGUACGGACGACCGCCCGACUCCCACCACAGCGGCGGCGGAGGCGGCGGCGGCGGCGGAGGCGGCGGCGGGCGGCGGGGAGGCUCGACCCGGAAGCACGGGGGCUCCGGCCGCCGCAGCAGAAGCUCUUCCCGCAGCCCGAGGCGCAAGAGACACAGCCGGUCCCGCAGCAGGAGCCGGUCCCGCUCCCGCAGCCGGUCCCACUCCCGCAGCAGGUCCAAGUCCCGCUCUUACUCCAGAUCCAAGUCCCACUCGCCCCGGAACAAGAAGGCCAAGGCCAAGUCCCAAUCUCGUUCCAGGUCAAGAUCCAAGUCCAAAUCCAAGUCCAAGUCCAAGUCUCGGUCCAGGAGCCGCACCCCGGCCUCCAAAAGAGAGUCCAGGUCCCGGUCCAAAAGCCCGCCCAAGUCAGCAGCGGAGAAUGGAGGUGACUCCCCGUAGAGCUCUGCACCGCAGCAGCAGAAUCAGGUGACGACAUCAGAACUUCUCCGACAGGAUCCCAACACAUCGCAACAGUGUCCAGGUUUAAAAGGUUAUUACUGUGUUUUACAAGCUUUCGGUCUGUUUCGUUCAUUUGGCCCCUCUUCCCCCAACAGCUUCUUCAUGACAUGUGAUUUUUAUUUCCUUUUUAUAUGAAGGUUUUUAUGAUUUAUAUCAAAAUGUGGAGGACGGUUUUGUUGCCGUGUUCUUUUCAGCUCCUCCCCCACGGCCUGUAUCAUGAAGCCAGUUCUUUCUUUCUUCAUUACAAACAUUCAUGUCCAGAUAUUGUUGGAAAUGUAGACGUUUGAUGACCUUCUGUCCGGGUGCGUGAUCCAGAUCCAACGUUUUCUGGCCCGUAUGGUAAAUCUCGGGUUGUGCUAGAUGGGACAGUGGCGUCGAUUAUAGUGGGACAUAAACAUCAUCACAAAGACCCAUUUACUUUCUCGUCCUGUUCAGUGUGAAGGGGAAAACAUCACAAGUGACAUAAACCAUCGUAAACACGAAAAUAAAUUCAUUUCACAGAUUUCAUUACAUUAAAAGUCCCUCAGAAGUUUCAUUAAACGUCUCCUGAUGCUGCGCACACCAAAACACAAAGCUGAUUUUUGCGUCGCCCGCACGAGUAACUCGAAUAAACACAACCUGACAACAUCAGUCUGAUUUUGGGAAAAUCUCACUCUCAUUGAAUUUUAUAUUUGCUCAAUAAGUCAACCCCGGCGAAUGACGCAAAUUCACAUCUACUUGCGUCGUCUUCAUCCCGCGGGGAAAAAGGUCCGUUUGGUGUCAACGCAGCAUCAUAAUGUUUGGUUGUCUUUAUUAAUGAGGACAGCCGUUCAUUUUUAACCCGACACACUAAACUUGAGUGCAGUUGUGAGGUGAAGGUCGUCGAUGUGGAGAAUGUUGUCAUGUCAGUAUAAAAGUCAUCAGAUAUUGGAAAGGAUAUUGUUUGCAGAACUGUAGUAGCUGUGUCUUCUGCUCUUUUUUUCAUUUAUUUUUAAAAAAAUCUUGAUCCUAAUCCUGCUUGUAUGUGUUUUUUGUGCACUAGGCGCAGUUGUGUAGCAGUUGAGUUUUGCUGGUUAGCUGUAAUGGUGGCGUGUUGCUCUGCGGAGUUCUUCUCCAGAAUGCUCCUGUGACUACCACUGGUACGCUCGCUGCAGUCUCACCUUUGUAUGAUCAAAAUGGUUUUUUUUUUUCUUCUUCCCAUGGUCGAUAAAUGUGACUUUCAUUAAAGAUUUAUUUGGUGUUUUGUUUA
Molecule: messenger RNA, 2252 nt
Organism: Scophthalmus maximus (turbot)
Lineage: Eukaryota; Metazoa; Chordata; Actinopteri; Pleuronectiformes; Scophthalmidae
Gene: srsf2b
Product: serine and arginine rich splicing factor 2b
Exons: 3
Coding region: 257-964 (235 amino acids)
Molecular function (GO): RNA binding
Source: RefSeq, a predicted model, not a curated record